Ilex paraguariensis (yerba mate) is the source of this 795-nucleotide messenger RNA. The record is from the annotation of a GenBank genome assembly. Lineage: Eukaryota; Viridiplantae; Streptophyta; Magnoliopsida; Aquifoliales; Aquifoliaceae.
AGGAAUUUGGAACCAAUCAGGACUUAUCAAAGAUCAUUCUCUAUGGAUUGUUGGUGAUGGCAGAGAUAUUCAGUUAUGGGUGAAUAACUGGUUGGGUUCCUCUUUGUCUUCCCUCUGUAAUAUUCAUCCUUUGUUGGCAUCUAGAUUGGUCUCUUAAGGUUUUGGCUAUAUUUUUGGGGGGGAAUGGUAAGAAUUAUAAUUUCCAAUAGUCUGACUGCAGAUCAAGGAAGUGAAAUGGACUGAUACCAACGGAUUUGGCGUCCUUCAAAGAAUGUUAUUGUCGCUAUAUGAAGACCUUAGAAAACGAGGAGUGAUUUUGGUCUCUUCAUGUUUGCUUUGUCCUUUCCCUGCACCAUGGAAUGCAUAAGCCACACCUUCUCAUGCUCUUUUGCUUGAAAUAUUUUUGGGGUUUGAUGAGCUUUAUCUUCGGUAGAAAUUUUGUUGUAAACUUCCUUUCUGAGCUGUUGGUACUAUGGAAAAGUUGGAGCUUUAGCUCUCAACUUAAGGUGGCGGCUUUAAGUAUGAUAGCAAAUUGUGGUUGGGCUAUUUGGAAAUCAAGAAAUGAUUGUCGGUUUGAUGAAAUAGCUCCUUCAAUUCCUUGCACAGAGUUUAAUUAUCUCUCUAAUGGGGGAAUCUAUGUUUCUUGCCUCGGGGACUAUGUUUAACUUAGUUGAGGAGCUUCAAAUCCUUGUGCAUCUUGGUAUUAAUGUGUGUCCCAAGUUGUGUGCCGGUUAUUAGGGAAGUCUUAUGGCAUAAAUCUCCUCCAGAGUGGUUGAAACCUAGGACAGAUGGUGC